UUUGCGACAUGUGAUCAAUAGGUUCACCAUACAGCACAUUUAUUAUUCCCCGGUUAUCACCACACACUACCGCGCACUACUCUGUCGCCCAUUGAAUCGCUACCAUAGCACACUUAUAGAGGCGAACAAGUCUUCGCGCACAACUUCGAGAGCAGAAGGGAACAAAUAGUCAUCGCACAACAACUCCAGCACCGGCAUCGCACCUCGGCUUCCUGUUCACAGACUAUCGCAAUGGCAGAGAAACCUCCAAAAGAGGUCGUGACAGCACCAGACCCAGAGGAGGAUGAUCUCGAUGACCUAGACGACGUCCUCGACGAGUUUCAAGCGACUUCAAUAUCACAGCCAGCAUCGAAAGCACCUGUACCAGCCACAUCUGUACCAGAACAACCAGCAACAGAGUCUUUAGCAACCAAAGCGGCUCCUCCCAAAGAUGCCGCCCCUUCCGAAGAUGAAUUUGCGAAAGAACUACAAGCGAGCAUGUCAAAUCUCAUCAGCGAGCUGGACCAAAACCCGGACAUGCAGAAGGAAUUCGAGAAGAUGAUGCAGGAGUUGAUCUCAGCUGGCGGUGUACCCAAUCCCGAAGAGGCUGCGCAACGAAGCGGACCAGCAUCUACACCCGCGGCAGCCGGCACAUCGUCGACGACCAAGCCGGCGGCGAGCAGUAGCUCAAGCAGCACCAAGAAAAGCGGCGCACCGGAGGACAAAUUCCAGGACACUAUCCGACGGACGAUGGAGCGGAUGCAGGCAUCCGGCGACGCCGCGACAGCAGCAUCGACAUCCACACAAUCAAAAUCUUCGGAGGAUGCUCUAUUGGAACAGAUGAUGGCGAGUCUUAUGGAGGGCAAUGGCGAGGGCGGCGAAGGCGAUUUCAAUUCCAUGCUCAUGAGCAUGAUGACACAACUCACCCACAAGGAGAUUCUUUACGAGCCGAUGAAGGAGCUACACGAUAAAUUUCCGGGUUGGAUGGAGAAGAACGCGAGCACGACAGCGAAAGACGACCUGGCGCGGUUUCAGAAGCAGCAGAAAUUGGUUGGCGAGAUUGUGGGGAGAUUUGAGCGGAGUGGUUACAGCGACAACAACGAUGCGGAUCGGGAAUAUAUCGUGGAGCGGAUGCAGGAGAUGCAAAGCGCAGGCUCGCCGCCGGAGGAUUUGGUAGGCGACAUGGCGGCUGCGCAGGAGGCCUUGGGGGAUUUGGAUUCUAGUUGUCCGACGCAAUAGUCACGGAAGCUGAUGGGGCAAAAAUAUCUGAUUGGAAAGAAUAUUCUGUGCUGGAGAGGAUUUGUUCGACGCCUUCCUUUUGUGUGCACCCCUCUCUGCAUUCAUGAUAGAUUCUCUGCGAUACCCAUGAGCGUGAUCGAAUAAUCAGCAUCGCGCACCCAACGCGAUCUGCGCGUUUUGGGUCGACCAAAAUCGAAAACAUCGUCCAGUACGCCAAACGCCUCGCUAAAUCCGAAUUGACCAAAGUAGCUGUAAGUUCAGCUCUCAUCCAUAUCGUCCACAUCCUGCAUUGGCUGGCUGGAAGCCGGCAGGUUUCCACCGUCCGCAAGCGA
Messenger RNA from Dissoconium aciculare CBS 342.82, 1550 nucleotides. RefSeq names its product Pex19-domain-containing protein. Gene Ontology annotation, biological process: protein import into peroxisome membrane. Gene Ontology annotation, cellular component: peroxisomal membrane; peroxisome. The transcript is spliced from 2 exons. NCBI's taxonomy places the organism in Eukaryota, Fungi, Ascomycota, Dothideomycetes, Mycosphaerellales, Dissoconiaceae. The coding region runs from base 232 to 1218 and encodes 328 amino acids. The record is from RefSeq and is a predicted model, not a curated record.